UUGAUAUGAGCUUGGUAUCCAAACGUACCGAAAUCGUCUGGGCUCUUUCUCAUAUUUGAGCAUCCUCCCGUACUCUGAUUCUUGUCCCGUCUGAAAUCUACAGGCAUUCUCUACCCCUUCGUUGCUUCUUUCUCCCGUUCGAAAUCUUUUAUCUCCAGGAAACCCCUCCGUUUUCUCUUCCCCUUCAUUUCAUCCAGACCUCUCUCGCAAAAAUUGGGGUCGUUCAUCAUCAUUCAUCGAAGGGAAAUCACCCCUGUGUCCAGAUCUGCAGCCACCGUCACAGCUAGAUAGUUAAAAAAGAUGCCGCAUAGAACUCGGCCUAUGGCAGCCCUUUUGUUGUUUACUGGACUCAAUGUUGUUCUAGUGUCAACCAUUACUCCUGUCUAUGAUUUCGCGUGCUUCCAUCCUUAUUGGGAAAGAAGGAGAGAACAACGUCGUCAAGAGCGUGAACUUGCUUCGGCAAAGAGAUCCGAAUCAACACAAAAGGUUCUGCAAGGUUGAAGGAAGUCAAGAUCAGAUGACAGAGGAGCUUGUUCAGGGAGAGAGAGAGAGAGAGGGAAAAAAGAAAAAUGACAAAGAAGCUUUGCAUGAGUAUCUAUUGAUUUUCUUGUUUAUAUAUAUAGAUAUAUUUGGUGCCUAUAUUCAGUAUAUUUCACUGCUGGGUAUAUACGUGCGAUAGGACACCAAUCAUUUAGAGAAAUCAUGGUUGAUCUGUCUCUACCAAAAUAGUUCUCUGUGAUCUAUCUAGGCAUUGCAAUACUAGCCUUUGAUCGAAUUUCUGCCCUCAAAUGAUGAACUGUGUGGGAAAAGUCAUCCUCUGAAUAUGGUUAAAACUUUCUCAGAUAGUUGAAAGAUGCAGGGAACUUAAAUAAUUCAA
Messenger RNA from Carya illinoinensis, 877 nucleotides. RefSeq lists its product as uncharacterized. Lineage: Eukaryota; Viridiplantae; Streptophyta; Magnoliopsida; Fagales; Juglandaceae. The record is from RefSeq and is a predicted model, not a curated record. The transcript has 4 exons. The coding region runs from base 301 to 501 and encodes 66 amino acids.